CGUGGGCUGCGGUGCCUGAGANCUGGGGAUGGCGGCGGUGGCUGCGCGCGCNGGUGGGCUGCUGCGGCUCGGGGCUGCGGGAGCGGAGCGGCGGCGGUGCGGACUGCGCUGCGCUGCGCUGGUGCAAGGCUUCCUGCAACCCGGGGGCGAGGACGCGGCCCAGAAGCGGCGGGUGGCCCACUUCACUUUCCAGCCGGACCCAGAGUCCCUGCAGUAUGCCUUAUACAGAGCUCCUGCUGGGCCCCGCUGUCACCUGGCCAAGCAGUAUUCCAUAGCGAUGUUCAAAUCUAAAUAUUUAAGUUUCUUAUUUUUCAUAACUCAAAAUUUGGGGCAUACUAAAUAUAUCCUUUCAACAAUCUUUUUUUCAGUAAUAUUUGGUGAAGAUGUUGCCUUUGGUGGAGUCUUCCGAUGCACCGUUGGUUUACGAGACAAAUACGGAAAAGACAGAGUGUUUAACACCCCGUUGUGUGAACAAGGAAUAGUUGGAUUUGGCAUUGGAAUCGCGGUCACUGGUGCUACAGCUAUUGCGGAGAUCCAGUUUGCAGACUAUAUUUUCCCUGCCUUUGAUCAGAUUGUCAACGAAGCUGCCAAGUAUCGCUACCGCUCAGGUGAUCUUUUCAACUGUGGGAGCCUCACCAUCCGGGCCCCGUGGGGUUGUGUGGGCCAUGGGGCUCUCUACCAUUCUCAGAGUCCUGAAGCCUUUUUUGCCCAUUGCCCAGGGAUCAAGGUGGUAAUACCCAGAAGCCCUUUCCAGGCCAAGGGACUUCUGUUGUCAUGCAUAGAAGAUAAAAAUCCAUGUAUAUUUUUUGAACCUAAAAUACUUUACCGAGCAGCAGUGGAACAGGUCCCAGUAGAACCCUACAAGAUCCCCUUGUCUCAGGCUGAAGUCAUCCAGGAGGGCAGCGAUGUGACUCUGGUUGCCUGGGGCACUCAGGUUCAUGUCAUCCGGGAGGUGGCUUCCAUGGCCCAAGAAAAGCUUGGAGUAUCUUGUGAAGUCAUNGAUCUGCGGACAAUUGUGCCUUGGGAUGUGGAUACAGUUUGCAAGGUAUAAGUCUUUAGCCAAUGCAUCACUCUUUCUC
This is a messenger RNA of Mus caroli (Ryukyu mouse), 1079 nucleotides long. The record is from RefSeq and is a predicted model, not a curated record. Lineage: Eukaryota; Metazoa; Chordata; Mammalia; Rodentia; Muridae.